Messenger RNA from Caretta caretta (loggerhead turtle), 1991 nucleotides. Its product is annotated as annexin A8-like. Gene Ontology annotation, biological process: negative regulation of serine-type endopeptidase activity; endosomal transport; endosome organization. Lineage: Eukaryota; Metazoa; Chordata; Testudines; Cheloniidae. Gene Ontology annotation, molecular function: calcium ion binding; phosphatidylserine binding; calcium-dependent phospholipid binding. Gene Ontology annotation, cellular component: vesicle membrane; nucleus; plasma membrane. The record is from RefSeq and is a predicted model, not a curated record.
GGGUGUAUAGAAGAGGAAGGCACAUAUCUGUACAUUUUUUGGUGCAGAGGUGCCAGUUAGACCCUGCAACGGCCAGUGUGAAUAGACCUCCAGAGAGCAGAUUUUUUUUUUCUUAUUUUCUAGUGGCAAAAAGAAUUGCUACCAAGUGUACCAUGGCAUGGUGGAAGGGCUGGCGUGAUGAAGAUGGCAGCUCAGUGAAAGGCACCCUGAGCUUUGACCCCACACCCGAUGCCCAAGUUCUGUAUAAAGCCAUGAAAGGACUCGGGACAGACGAACAGGCUAUAAUCAAUGUCCUCACCAAAAGGAGGAGCGCACAGCGUCAACAGAUUGCCAGAUCGUUCAAGGAACAGUUUGGACAGGAUCUUAUUGCCAGCUUGAAGUCUGAACUGAGUGGCAAGUUUGAGAGGCUCAUCAUAGCCCUUAUGUACCCACCAUUCAAAUACGAUGCCAAGGAAUUACAUGAUGCCCUGAAGGGUCUAGGAACAAGCGAAGGUGUCAUUAUAGAGAUCCUGGCAUCACGGACAAAAGUGCAAAUUAAAGAAAUAAUCAAAGCUUACAAAGAAGAGUAUGGUUCUAACCUGGAAGAGGACAUCAGAUCGGACACAAGUGGCUACUUCGAGCAGAUAUUGGUUUGCCUCCUUCAGGGCGAGAGGGAUGAUCCAAGAUGCUAUAUGGAUUCAGCAACGGUGCUUCAGGACGCACAGGCUCUUUACGCUGCUGGGGAGAAGAUACAGGGCACCGAUGAGAUCCAAUUCAUCACCAUCCUGUGCACCAGGAGCGCCACCCACUUGCUGAGAGUCUUUGAUGAAUACCAGAAGCUCGCCAGUAAAAGUCUAGAAGACAGCAUCCAGAGUGAAACCCAUGGCUCACUAGAAGAUGCCAUCCUGGCUAUUGUGAAAUGCACAAAGAACAUCCACAGUUACUUCGCAGAGCGGCUGUACCAUGCCUUGAAGGGGGCAGGCACUUGUGAUGGGACCCUAAUAAGGAUCAUCGUUUCCAGGAGUGAAAUUGACUUAAAUCUCGUCAAGGCUGAGUUCCUAAAGAUUGCAGGCAAAUCUCUCUCCACCAUGAUUCUGGAGGACACGAGUGGUGAUUACAAGACAGCCUUGCUGAAUCUCUGUGGCAGUGAUGAAUGAAGAAAUCUGAAGGGAAAAGGCAAGAUGUUGAAAUGGAGGCACGGAAACCGUUGGCAAUGAAUAAGUGUCUGGGAAUGGAUGUCUAGAAAAUCCCUAGCACUGAAUAAAUAGAAAAUGGAAAAUCUGCUUUAGAGGCUAAGAUUUUUAAAGGAAUCUAUGUGAUCUGGGUACCCAACAAAGAGCUGUUCAGGAAUUUUUCAACAAAUCAUUUUUCCCACAGGAAAAGGCCAAUUUGUCAAAGUUGAAACUGUUCACAAAACAGUGCCCGUUUCAACUCGAUAAUUUUUUAAUUUCAAAAUGAUCAAAACAUCCCAGUUUGACACUUUCUGAACAAAAGUUCUGGCGUUUUGGCUUGAAAUUGCUUUUUUGUUCAUUUUGAAAUUGGAGUAAAUUUCACCUCAAAAAAAGGUUUGAAAUCAAAAUGAAACAUCUUGGAAGGCUUCAGUGGGGCUGCUCCCGGGAAUAAGGGGUGCAGGAGUGGGUGGGUGCUGAAUUCAUCGUUACAAAACCAAUGGAGCUGAUUCCUCCCUUGCUGACACCAAUGGAAGCCAGGAUAACUCAGCUGAAGACAAGGGAGUUACAUCCAACUAGUGCGAGAUCAGAACUGGGCCCGAUAUGUUUCCUGUGAACACACGUUUAGCCACGUUCUGGUCUCAGUGGGCCUGAUUCUGCUCCCGCGUACGGAAUCGCUCCAUUUAUCUCUGUGAAGUUCUUCUGCCUUUACUCUGCUGUGACCGAGAGCACAAAAUGUGGCUCAGGAGCCAGACAGUGGCGCAGGGAGAACAAGAUGAAAUGUUCCUGCAAACUCUGUUUUGCUCUGACCAGCAGUUCACCCCUCGGCUCCUUCCUUGUUCC